GGUACAUUAUAAAAAUAUCAAAUUACUUAUUCUAAUACUUGAACUAAUUAUUUUAUUCUUCAUAAUAGAGAAUGUUACAAAGGACAAUAGAUGAAGAAUACUAAAGUUACUCACAGUUACUCACUAUACAUGAUGAGUAACUAUAGUGAGUAACUCUGAAUGGUCUCACGAGUCUAAUGGUGGCCAUUGACAACUGAUACGCAUACAUUCAUGACUAUACGUGAUAAUGAAUCGUGAUAUCGCGGCAAAUAAACAUGGCGCCGAUUUGAUACUGGAGUCCUUUACUUCGGGCAAGCCGCGAGCCUUGUCGCAAUUUCCACAAACUCCGUUCUAUCGUCUGUCACGUCUGAUCGACGGGAAUUGGGACAAUUCACGAUACAACGGCUGUAUCGUCCAUAUUUCCAGAGAGAACGUUUGAUAAUCUGGCACGUCAUACAUGUCAAAAUGGCACGGGAAUAUGAUCACUUAUUUAAGCUCCUAAUAAUAGGUGAUAGCGGUGUAGGUAAAAGUUCACUGCUCUUGCGAUUCGCCGACAAUACAUUCAAUGGCAGUUACAUAACGACAAUAGGAGUGGAUUUUAAAAUAAAAACAGUGGAACUAGACGGUGAGAGGGUAAAACUCCAAAUUUGGGAUACAGCCGGGCAAGAACGUUUUCGGACAAUAACUUCAACUUACUACAGGGGCACACACGGUGUUAUAGUUGUAUAUGACGUGACUAGUGGCGAUUCGUUUGCUAAUGUUAAAAGAUGGUUGCAUGAAAUCGAACAGAAUUGCGAUGUGGUCAACAGGGUACUUGUAGGAAAUAAGAACGAUUCACCCAACGAGAAAGUUGUCUUGACGGAGGAUGCGCAGAGAUUUGCCAAUCAGAUGGGAAUCCAGUUAUUCGAGACUUCUGCUAAGGACAAUAUCAAUGUUCAAGAAAUGUUUCUGGCGAUAACACGGCAGGUGUUGAAGACCAAGAAGGAAAGGAAGGAACGCCAAGCUAUACAAACCAGCGAAACAGUGAAUCUGAGGAAAAGCACGAAGCAGCAUAAAAAGAAAUGUUGUUAACGGCAUUGUAUAAAUGCAUGAUCUAUUAACAAUUCUCUCAAUGACAGAAGUGAAUUAAAACAAAGGAUACGCGAUAGAAGAAACGUGUACUCAUAAACGUAAUGUUAAUGAUUCUUUUAAAACUAUUAAGUUUUAUAUUUAAAUUACAACAUCGAAUUGUGUAUUCUCCUAGAAGUAUACUUUGACGCUAGUAACAUACGAUAUACAUAGGAUGCGAAUAUCAUGAGUGUGUAGUAUUAAUUUAGCGAAAAUAAUUUUGUAAGCAACAGAUUUUGUGUUACGUGCUCUAAAAAUGUAAAGGCCUAUUUGUAUUGUACGACUUACGAAAGAAUCAGCACAAAAAGGAGAAAAAGAGAAUUAAAUUAAUUGUUUUUUAUUCGAGCUCUGCAUAACGCGACAUAAUUUAUCGAAAGUAUGGCAUUUAAAUGUAACGUAAAGUAACAUACAUUAUGCAAAGCUUCGUCCAAAUUGAGCAGAAUAAAAAUAUGAUUUAUUUAAGAUUCGUACGCUUACAGGAAAUAUUCUUUUUAACGAGUUACCAUAAGAGCCGAAUAUUGCUAAUAAUGUUUAAUGUUAAACACAAAAGAGGCGUUCAAUAUUAUUAAUGAGUCCAGAUAACGUUUAACAUUGAUUUUAUAUCGUUUAAGGUUCCUGUCAAUUAAUUUUUCUCUUGCGCUCUAAACGAAUCGAACUAUACUAAGCGAUAGAAAUUGUUUACGGUAUGGCAGAGGCAAGCUUUUUCAUUGGCAUAGAAAGCAUUCCAUUAAUUAACUCUUUGACUGCGAGACGAUUUUUGCUGGAAAUUUUAAGAAGCGUAGAGGUGUGAAUUUUAAAAAGAUAUCAGCUUAUAAGGAAUGAUAAGACGGAACUUUUUUCUAUUUAUAGUUUAUUUAUAGGACAUUCAGAAAUAAAAAUUAAAAACUUGAAAGAUGACAGUGAAAAGUAAAAAAACAACAGUCCAAUAAUCGAAUUUAAAAAAAAGUAUCACCUUAUACAGAAUGACAAAACGAAAUUUUCUUAUCUUUACAGUUUAUUCAUAGGACGUUUAGUUUCAAAGAUACAAAUUGAAAACUUGGAAGACCUUUUUGCCUGAAAUAAAAUUUUUGUAAUGAACUUCCAACUUUUCAACUUUUGUUUUCGAAACUAAGCGUCAUGUGAAUAAACUGUAAAUAUAAGAAAGUUUCGUUUUGUCAUUCUGUAUAAGGUGAUAUUUCUAUCAAAUUCAUCAAAUAAGUAAUUGCCAAGUAAUCCUUUUAUUUUCACCAUUCUAAAUGUAAUCGAAUUUGGAGAGAAAAGGUCUUGCAAGUUUUGAAUUUUCAUUUUUGAAACUGAAAGUUCUAUGAACAUUCUUAUCAUUCCCUAUAAGGUGAUAUUGUUUGAAAACUGAUUUAUUGUUUAAACAUUUAUCUGAGCUUAUUUGUCUAUACAUACGUACACAUACUUUAUAUAUAAGAACGUACUUUUCAACUUUUGUUUUCGAAACUAAGGGUCGUGUGAAUAAACUGUAAAUAUAAAAAAAAUUUCGUCUCACCAUCCUCUAUAGGCUGAUAUUUUAAAAAAAAAUGAUUUAACGAAUAUAAACAAUCUCAGCCUUUCUCAAGAGUAUAUGUAUAUAUACAUCCUUCGCAGUCAAAAGGUUAAAAAUUUUGUUUAAAUGUAUCGAGACGAGCUUUUUUUUUGUAUUUUAAAAGAAAAUUAAAAUCAGGCGAAAUUGUAACUUCUCGAUGCAUUGAUAAUCGAAUGUAUUUUUCACGGUAACAAUAAUUUUAGUACGGUAAUCUUGUGAAAAACUUGGCAAUGCAACAAUAUAAAAACGUAUGGAAUUGUAUCUGUAAGUAUGCGUGAAGAAAUUUCUGUUUUUUGCUUAUUUUUUUUCUUUUUUUAUAAAUAUGAUGCGAGCGAUCUGUAUUUGUAAUAAUAUUAUAGCUUAAAUUAAUAAUUCAUCGGCAUACGCGACUAAAGUAACCAAUCACUCGAGCAUUUUCACGUUUGCAAGCAAAAAGUUUUGUUAAUCGUUCCGAAAACCAUAUUUACUAGCGAAAUUGUUUGUGUAUUAAAAGGCAGAAGGUACAUCGUAGCGGGCAAAAUGUGCAAAAUGUGCAAAGUACGUAACAAUUUGUCAUGUUCGGUGAUAAAAUACGACACGAUCGAUAUGCUAUAAUAUGCUAUAAUAAUAUAAUAAAUGUCUUCUUUCCAUCUGUGAUAAUAGUUAGGAUAUCUACCCAGCUGCCGCUGUAAUACCGUUAUUAAUAAGUCCUUACGAGUUAUCACAAAAUUGAUGUUGCAAUUUUUUCGUCUGUACAACAUAUCUCUUUAACGAGACAUCGAUGAUGCGGCAUCCUAUCACGUGUAAAUAUUCUACUUGCCAGUUUUAGUGGCAUAUCACAAGUAUUCUUAUCGAUUAUAUUCAAUAUUGUUUACUGUUAUACAGUUAUAACAUUGUAAUACGAAUUAUUAUAUACUUUAAAAUAUUAAAUAAAUAGGACUUUACGUGUACACGUA
Molecule: messenger RNA, 3552 nt
Organism: Hylaeus anthracinus
Lineage: Eukaryota; Metazoa; Arthropoda; Insecta; Hymenoptera; Colletidae
Gene: Rab35
Product: ras-related protein Rab-35
Exons: 4
Coding region: 445-1050 (201 amino acids)
Biological process (GO): endocytic recycling
Cellular component (GO): endosome membrane; plasma membrane
Molecular function (GO): GTPase activity; GTP binding
Source: RefSeq, a predicted model, not a curated record